Messenger RNA from Pararge aegeria (speckled wood butterfly), 987 nucleotides. Its product is annotated as glycine-rich cell wall structural protein-like. Lineage: Eukaryota; Metazoa; Arthropoda; Insecta; Lepidoptera; Nymphalidae. The record is from RefSeq and is a predicted model, not a curated record. Bases 4 to 987 code for a protein of 327 amino acids. The transcript has 2 exons.
AAUAUGCGCGCAUUCGUGGUACUCGCCUGCGUGGCGUUGGUCUAUGGCCGUCCUGAACCUCCAGUUGGCUACAGCUACUCAGCUCCAUCUAGCAGCUAUGGAGCUCCUUCUUUAGGAGGAAUAUCUGGCGGAGGACAUUCAUCAGGAGGAAUCUCACUAAGCGGUGGUCACUCAUCUGGAGGUAUCUCCCUGUCUGGAGGAAACCUUGGUGGUGGAUUCGGCAGUGGAAUCGGCAGUGGACUCAGCAACGGACUCGGCGGUGGAUUUGGCGGUGGACUCAGUGGUGGAAUUGGUGGCGGAUUUGGUGGUGACGCUGGUUUCGGCGGUGGAUUCGGAGGCGGUUUCGGUGGAGCUCCCCUAGUACAAAAACACAUCUACGUCCACGUUCCUCCACCAGAACCCCAGGAGCAAAGACUGCCCCGUAUCACCCCCGUCGCUCCACCCCAGAAGCACUACAAAAUCAUCUUUAUCAAGGCCCCUACCCCACCCACUCCCGUCGCACCAAUAAUCCCCGUCCAGGCUCAGAACGAAGAGAAGACCCUUGUUUACGUUCUGGUAAAGAGGCCCGAUGAACAACCCGACAUUGUCAUUCCCACGGCAGCUCCCACUCAACCCUCAAAACCGGAAGUUUACUUCAUCAAAUACCAGACACAGAAAGAAGGCGGUGGUAUUGGAGGUGGUUUCAUCGGUGGCGGUGCUAUUGGCGGCGGUUCUCUUGGCAGUGGCUCUAUCAGCGGUGGUUCCAUCAGCGGUGGUGGCAUUGAUGGUGGCCUUAUCAGUGGAGGUUCUAUUGGCGGUGGUGAUCUCGGAGGCAUUGGCGGAGGAUCAGGAAUAGAAGGUGCCCUGCUUAGCGGAAGCGGUGGUCACGGUGGGGCUGAAAUCUCUACCGAUUUCGGAGCUAGCGGUGGUGAUGCAAGUAUUUCAGUGGGUGGCGCCACCAGCUCUCAAUAUGGCCCUCCUGGUCACGUUGCUGGACCUCUUCAUUAA